Molecule: messenger RNA, 4893 nt
Organism: Sclerotinia trifoliorum
Lineage: Eukaryota; Fungi; Ascomycota; Leotiomycetes; Helotiales; Sclerotiniaceae
Source: the annotation of a GenBank genome assembly
CCCUUGAUACCGAACCCUUGAUCGAUUUUACUCAAAUCAAUCAUUCAUUGCAUUUGGGAGGGAGAGGGGGAUUGAUUAUUUCUUUUAUGGUGUCACCUCAAGGUUAUUAUUUGACUUGUCCGUCGGAUCGAUUGAUCAUCAGUUUGUUGUCCGUUUUUGGAUGAUGAAUUUUUGAUUCAUACAUCCAUCCAAGCUUACGAUAUACUACAUCUUUUAUUUCUGAAUACUAUUAUUAUUAUUGCCUCUCUUCGUAUUCUCCUUCUUACUUCCCAUUCCAACUUGAUUUGUUGGUACGCCACUGCUAUUGCCGGCAUUGCUGUCAUUUUUGUCGCCUAUGAUUUGAAGCACAAUCACAACCACUACCACGAACCUACUAACCUUACCUCGACAAAUACAUCUACAACUACAUCAACCACUACUACCACAUCAACUACAACAACAACAACAACAACAACACCACCACCAACAACAACAGCCACAACCACAACCACUCCCCCUCCCACUUCUAUCCCCACUUCACUAAUCAUGGAUCCAUACUACGCUACACCUUCAAUACCUCUUCAAAGGCGAUUAACCAAAAUUUAUACUGAUACCAAGAAUAUUUACGAUUUCAUCAAAGAACCAGUUAGAAAUGUCGAAGAUCAUGAACUUCAAUUAUUACAUCGCAAGUUACGUAUCCAACAAAGUCGUUUGGUAUCAUGGGGGUUGGAAUGGUCGGAUCCUUCGCAAUCACCUGAUAUCGAUGAAUCAGUAUCAAAGGCAGGAUUAUCCGAAAUCGUCGGAAAUGUCAUGUCAACAAUCAAGGAGAUUUUGGCUGAAGCAGAACCAUUAUGGCAAUCUUCCAAAAGGUUGACAUCGGAUGAGAGACCAUCAGAAAAAUCGGAAAAGGGUGCUUUAAUUCAAUGGGAUAAAACGAGGUUUGAGGAUUUGAUUCGAGAUUUAACCAUGUCUAUUGAUACUCUUUAUGAUUUAUCAAAGACAAGACAAUCAGCAAGGAGUGGUCUAGGUCUACAGACUUCGGAAGCUUCAAGUUCAAAAGAUCAAUCUUCGAGUUUUGAGGAAAGACAAUUUGAAUCGACAAGAAUGUCUGCACCCCAACAAAUAGAUCCAGCGACUCUAAUUUGGACGGGCAAUCAAAUCAUUGCUACACGUGGUACAUCGAGGUCAACAUCGAAUAAUACAUUGAGACAGAUAGUACUGAUGAGAAGGUCUGUCAAUUCUUCGGAUUUGAGAAAAGCCAUCGGUCAACCUCCUGAUCCAAUACCUGUUCUUGUCGAAUAUGCCCCUUACGAUCCUAUAUAUUCCGUUACUGGAAUCACUCCAUCCAUGACUCGAUUCGAAAAACUCUUUGCUAGUCUUUCACAGGCAUAUUACUCUUCUGACAGACUACUUGUUGGAUUACUUCGUCUCAUUGGGUAUUAUGAGGAUGCCGAGCAUUCGAGAUUUUGCCUAUUGUUUGCCUUGCCAACAAAUUUUGGACCCAUGGACAUUCAAAGCCCAACCCUACAGAUGCCCACGAUAAAUUCAUUGUCGGAGCUUUUAAUAAGUCCUGCGUUCGAACCAAGUUUGGAGGUCAAGUACAGAUUAGCCUACAACAUAGCUAAUGCCGUGUUUGAUUUACACUCCAAAGGAAUUGUUCAUGGCAACUUACUUCCUUCCAAUAUUCUUUUCAUCGAACAUCCUACUUCACCACGGGCUUUUGAUUUAACACAGAUUAAUAUGCGACAAUCAUACCUCGGUUCUUAUGAUUUGUUUUCUGAUACUGCCACGGAUUUGGGACCAAGUUUGGAUCAAGCUACUAUGUUGUAUAAACAUCCACUCGACCCGAGGAGUACCAGAUAUACUAAUCUAUCCCAAGAAAGCAAGUCUUUGGAUUUGUACAGUCUUGCCAUGAUUCUUCUUGAGAUUGGUCUCUGGAGUUCUUUAUCGGAACUUUUCCCAAGGGCAUCUCAAGUACCUUCAAACCCUACAGAGGUUCUCAAGCAUCUUGCAUCUCGAUGUGGAAAUAUUUAUGUCAAAGCGGUGGAAGCAUGUUUAAGUGCACCUGAAGGGGAACUUUCACGAAAAGCAAGACCAGAUGUUAUGCAUCAAAAAGUCUUUUGGCGUGUAUCAAAAGCACUCAAUACUUGUUGUUCACUCGAUGAUGUUUCGGAUGAUGAUAGUGAAAGAAGUGAUGAGCCAUCACUGGUACCCACACCUUUGAAUAUUGAAGCCCCAUCUUCAUCUACCAAAGGAUAUCGUGAUCGAAGGGAUGCAAAGAUCGAUUUUAGUGCUCCACAAGAACCAGAAAUCAAUUGGGGUGAGAAACCAAUACGUGUAAAGACCCCGCAAAAGGCUACUGCUGAAUGGGCAGAGAAAAAGUCUUCUGGUGAGUUGAUAACCCUUCACAACUGCCACAAUCUAACCAUUUUUGUCUUAGCGGUCGAACCUAUAAAAUCAAAACCUAAGCUCAAGACAUUCCCAGCUAUUCGCAUUAGUCAAGAACAUAUCAAUUUUUGGCAUACCAAUAUUAUGCCACAUGUCAACCACGUCCUUCGAAGUUUUUACAAGAAAUAUCCCGAGUCGGUUGAAAUUUCUCUCGAAUCAGUUGGUGAAUCAUCUACCAAAACGAAACCUACCAUUCUCGUCAUUUGUACAAGCGUCAGUAAAGUUAGAAGUAUAUUGAAGAAGAGUCUCGUUUAUGAUAAAGCUACAUAUGGAUUAAAAGUAUGUCGUGGAAAGGUUGUAAGAGCAAGAAAUGGUGGGGUCAAAAGAAGUAUGGCACAUGGUGAUGAACUUGUAGCGAAGAAUACUCAACAUCAAGAACGUCCGAAGAAUGGCGCCAGUAUGGGAGCAUAUAUAAAUGAUCAUCACCUUCCACCAGUAUCAUUUGGAGGACUCGUCACGAUUGAUGAAAGACCUUAUGGAAUGUCUGUUCAUCAUAUGUUAGACGACCCUUCCGAUGAUGAUGAAGAUGAGCCAGUUCAACCAACAAAACCAAUUCUUCGAUCAUCAGCACUUCCUCAAUACCUUGAAAUGCCAGAUCUAACGCAUUCAGAGACAUCUUACUACUCUAGUGGCGAUGAAGAAUAUAAUUAUAGCUUCACAGAUUAUUCAUCUUCAGGUUCAUCAUUUGAUUCCGAUUCCUCACCUUAUGCAUCAGAAGAUGAAGAUGAUUCUGAUGCCGAAUUUCCAACGUUAGAACCAGGAGAUAUUCCUCCUAUUCCGAUUUCUUCGUCGAAUGUUCACAAUUAUCCAAUCACACAACCAGCUAUCGAUGACAUCGAUCCAGAUUUCUAUCCUGAUCCAGAAACUAGAGAUGAAGAUCAUUUAGAUUCAUGUUUACUUGGAAAUGUCUAUGCAAGCUCAGGAAUUAGACGAUUGACUCAUGACGAUAUCACUCAUGAGAUUGAUUGGUGUCUUUUUGAGUUUGAAGAACAUCGUCUACCUGAUUUUACUUCUUCAAUAUCUUUGACAACACAACCAACAGGAGUGGUUCCAUUAACAGAACUUCCAGAUUUACCAGUUAAAUGUACAGCUAGAACUAGUGGUACACAAACUGGACGAAUCCUUCCAUCUAUGUCCAUUCUCAAAAUUUUUGGUCGGAAAACUCCAUCUAUGAGUUGGCAAGUCGCUGGUAAAAUAGGUGUUCCAGGUGAUAGUGGUGCAUGGGUUCUCGAACGAGGUGAUGAUAUUAGUGUGGGCCCUGGAAAUAAUAGUGGCAGAGUUGCAGGUAGUGUACUUGCAUGGAGUCAACGAAAAAGUGUCGGAUAUAUAUGUCCACUGUGGAUUAGUGUCCUUGAUAUGGCAAAUUCGUUGAAGUGUGAAAAGAUUGGAUUACCAAAUGUUGAAAAACCUAUAUGGGCUAAGGUGUCGACGAGAAGAGAGAAAGAAGUUCCAUGUCUUUCCAAGAAAACUUCACGACCGAUGAGUGAGAGGAAUAUCGAUGAAUGGGAUAGUGAAGAUGAAGCGCAUAGUUUGAGGGCAAACAGACCUCUAAGUGGAAAUUACCCCAUGGUUAUUGAUGAUGAUUUAGCAGAUGAUGAGGAUGAAUUAUCGGGUGUUGUGGGAAAUAUAAAACAUGUGGCAUCCGAUCAUGAAUAUGAGCCUAUGGAUAGUGAAGAAGGAUAUGAAGAUGAUGAAUCUUAUGAUGAGGAAGAAGAGAGGGAAUAUUGGAGACGAUUUAAAGCUGCGAGUGUUAGUCCUGAACGUGUCAAGGGGAAAGAUAUAGAAGACAAUGAUCAUGAACAGAGACAUGAGCUUGCGAAUGAGUAUUCCCAGGAAUAUCAACAUGAUGGACAAGAUUAUCAAAAUGCUCAUGAAAAAGAAGUUCUUAUUUCAUCAGAGGAAGAACCAGAAUUACUGGCUACUCUUGGUCAACCUUCAAGAAGGGGAAGAGGUUUCGGAGUGAGAACUUUUAGUGGUGAUAAGAGUUUGGAAAUGGAUUUGGUGGUGGGAGGUAUCAGGGAUUUGGGUAUUGAUGGGAAUACCAUGGACGGGAAUACCAUGGGUGAGGAUACAAUGGCUGGACCAAUGAGAAGCACAGUAUUCAGUAUGGAUGGAAGUGCAAUGGGAGAUUUCACAGUAGGAGGAGGUGUCAGUGCAGAGGAUUUUAAUGCCUUGGCCGCGGCGGCUAAUGCGAAGGUAAAUGCGAGUGCGGGUCGUCAUGAUCUUGAUCAUGAUCUUGAUAAGAGUAGGAAUAGGUUGGGUAGUAGCUCUCAUGGGAGUGCGCAUCCGCAUGAGGGAUCGGAAAGCUUGGGGAAUAGUAGUUUGACUGGGUUUGUGCAGGGUCAUGGACAUGGUCGGGUCCAGGGGCAGAGGCAGCGAGUGGGGGUUAGGAGUUAGAUUUGGGUUUGGGUUGGAUAAGAUUGGAUUGGAUGGGAUGAGAUGAGAUGAGAUGAGAUGAGAUGGGAU